Molecule: messenger RNA, 933 nt
Organism: Penicillium olsonii
Lineage: Eukaryota; Fungi; Ascomycota; Eurotiomycetes; Eurotiales; Aspergillaceae
Source: the annotation of a GenBank genome assembly
AUGCUUUCUUUGAUCAGGUUGUCCCCGAUAUUGAGGCCGGCAACUUCACACUUUCGGUUGCCCACACAUUCAAGAAGGAUGUUUUCCGCUGUCCCUCAGCAAGCGAUUUCUGAUACCCAGCGAACAGACACCUCACGAUCCUUAGCAUUGGCUCCGGAUGAAGAUGACACAGAUACCCGCCAGAAGUACCGACCCUUCCUGCUGAACAGCAACGCCACUGAGGACUGGGUCAACCACAUAGACCUGACCACAGUGCUAGACAUGGCCGAGCAUAACAUACGGGAUACAAAUACGAGGUUGAAAGUUUUGGUGCUAUAUGGCAGUCUUCGGAAGAGGUCAUACUCACGGCUCGUGGCAUUCGAAGCCUCCCGCAUCCUAUUCCGACUCGGUUGUGAUGUGCGUGUAUUCGACCCCGAAGGUCUUCCGGUCAAGAACGAUAGCGAUGCAAGCCACCCGAAAGUACAAGAACUGCGAGACCUCAGUCUGUGGAGUGAUGGUCAUGUCUGGGUUUCGCCUGAACAACAUGGCAAUCUGACAGCCGUGUUCAAGAACCAGAUUGAUUGGAUUCCUUUGACCACCGGAAGUGUUCGUCCCACUCAGGGCCGAACGCUUGCCAUUGCCCAGGUGUGUGGCGGGUCCCAAUCAUUCAAUGCUGUCAACUCUCUGCGGAUCCUUGGUCGGUGGAUGCGCAUGUUCACGAUCCCGAACCAAUCCUCGAUCCCCAGGGCGUAUACACAAUUUCCGGAUGAAGGUCAACCAGAAGAUCAACGGCUCUUGCCAAGUGGGAACAGAGAUCGCCUGGUGGAUUGCAUGGAGGAAUUUGUCAAAUAUACGAUUCUGAUGCGCCCUCAUAUCGGGCUCUUUGGCGACCGCUUUAGCGAACGGGAGGAGAAGAGAUCAAAGCAGGCAAAUGCAGAUGCCGCGGCGAGAUGA